UCAUCGUUUAUAACGUUACUGUUGUAUUUAAAUGUAUGAUUUUGUGAUGCAUAUAUAGAAUGCCCAACGCCAGCACCAGGCCUAAGCGGGGCAGACGGAACCGUCGGGCGCAGGAGGACCCUGCCAGGAAUGAACUAGUGUCUAGGUCACUGGAGAGUGCCCAGCAGUGUCUAUUCAACCAAGACUACGGGACUGCCUUCGUCCACUACCCCCUUCUCGUCCUCAACCUGGCUCCUGUGCUGAAGGACUUUGCGCAGUGUGGAGAGUCAUUUAGGUUCACUCUGUUCAAAUGGGGCAGAUGAGUCCUCGACUCUCUGGGGCGCAUCCAGGACCUGUUUGACUUAGAACAGGCUCUGGAGCUCUUCCCUACUGAUGAGGUCAUCAUCAACAGCAUGGGUGAACACCUGUUCAGGGUAGCCCUCACUCAACAAAUGGGAUUCGUGACCGAGGCCGCUGGUCAUUUCCACAAGGCCCUGAAGCUAAAGCCGGACUACCCGGCCAAGGAGAACUUCUACCGCGUCGCCAACUGGCUGGUGGAGCGCUGGCACUUCCUGAUGCUCAACGACCGCAAGAGGAACCACGGGUACCAGCAGGCCAUCCAGAAGGCUGGAGGAGGCUGCAACACUGUGUUGGGGAUAUAGGCACACAGGGACCGUAUCCUCGGAAUGUGUGCUAAGAAGACCGGGGCGGCUGAGGUGUACGCCUGUGAGGUGUCCAAGACCAUGUACGAGCUGGCCUCCGAGGUGGUCACCGCUAACGGAAUGAACGGACGCAUCAAGAUCCUCCAUAUGAAGUCGCUGGAGAUGGAAGUGCCUAAAGACAUCCCUAAGAGGGUAUCGCUGGUUGUCACGGAGACUGUGGAUGCUGGCCUAUUUGGUGAGGGCAUUAUAGAGAGCCUUAUACACGCCUGGAAUCAUCUGCUUUUGCCUCCACAGAGUACCCAGGACCCAUCCACGCCUCCAUCCCAAACAGGCCGGGUCAUCCCUGCGGAGCCACUGUGUUUGGGAUGGCUGUCCAGAUGCCUGGAGAUCCGCCGCCAUCACAGGUGACCUGCUAUGUUGUCUGGGGUGGGGGGCCUGGCCAUGGCUGCAGCCGGAGAGCUCCACAGCCCAGUAAGCUGCAGCUCAGAGGAUGACUCCACGGAGCCCUACACCACAGAGAGACUGAGCAGGCUGCCUGGGAGGCUACACCCCCUCACUGAACCCUUCAAUGCCCUGGACAUAGACUUCAACAACGUACAGGAGCUGGAGGGUCUGUGCUCCAGGGAGGUGAGCCGGGUGCGUCUACCCGUAACUGGGGAGGGUCUGCUAGGCAUUUCUGUUGUGUGGUUCCAGCUCCACCUGGAUCAGAGAGCAGCCUGUCCACCGGACCCUAUGGAGGACACUUGCUGGAGCAGGCCUCUACCUGUUCAAACACCACACAAUUUCCCCCUGAGGCCUGGUGAGCUCAUCGUGGAGAUCUCCUGCCGGGACUACCUGAGACUCUGCAGCGUUGCCGUAGCGCGGAGCGGACGAGUUCCGUCCUAGGCGACUGUCUGGAUCCCAGACCAACCUAGAAACAACCCAGGCCGUGGCAAUCCCAGAAAGCCAAGCCUGAGCAUGAGGCAGAACUGUGCAGCGCUAGCCUGCCUCGGGACAGAGCAGAGCAGUGGACCUAGAGACUACACCAUGCUGGAGUGUGCUGAAAUGGCCUCCUCAACAACCAGCCCUACCGAUAGUUUCCGCAGGGCUUUUGCUAAACUCAUCACCAACCUGAGGACUCGUUCGGUCCAGGGUCCCAGCCAGGGUGAAGGGUUAGCGGUCAUGCCUCUCACUGACCCUCCCAGUGGCCCUAUGGACCCUGGUCCCGACCCCUUCUACGUGCUGGACGUGUCUGAGGGCUUCUCCGUUCUCUCCCUCAUGGCAGCCAGUCAGGGCCAGGUGAAGGCAUAUAGUUCGGUGAGAAGACCCAGCACCAGGGCGGUGCUCAGGAGGCUGGCCAAGGCCAGCGGUGUCCCAGAGGGAGGCUCUCGAGUUCUGGCUGGGCAGGUGGAGGAUGAGCAGGCGGUGCUCCAGAGACCCUCAAGGAGAAGCUGGGGCGCCAUCAUAUUAGACUGUGUGGAGACCUGUGGCUUAGUCAGGCAGAAGCUGAUGGAGAAAGCCACUGGCCAGGUAGAGACGAUGUGCCUGUUGGAGGGCGGCGGUCAGAUCUUCCCAGAGAGGAUUGUUGUCACGGGAUUAUGGUGGAGUCCUGACAGCCUGCUGCUUAAGAGUGCUGUCCAGGGCAGGAGGCCUACACUGGGCUUCAUCGCCCCGUUCAUCAACCAGUUCACUGUUCCAGUACAUGUGUUUCUGGACUUGUCCACUCUGCAGUGUAGACAUCUCAGUGACUCUGUAGAACUCUUUAUCCUGGACCUCAUGAAGCACGCCAACUAUACCAACAGAGGCGUCAAGGUUCAGGCCAGUGCCUCAGGCAGGGUGACUGCUGUUCCCUUCUGGUACCAGAUCCACCUGAGCGAGGAGAUCAGCGUGAGCACCUUCAGCCAGGACUCCCACUGGAAGCAGGCUGCCGUGGUGCUGCAGCCCCUGGAGGUGAGGGAGGGGGCUAGGUGCGGCUAGUGCGUCACCCCGAGCUCCAUCUCCAUAUCAGCCUGUAUAGAGGAUGAGGCUGAGGCGGGGACUGUGGAUUCUGUUAGAGAAUCUGCUCAGUGA
Molecule: messenger RNA, 2690 nt
Organism: Coregonus clupeaformis (lake whitefish)
Lineage: Eukaryota; Metazoa; Chordata; Actinopteri; Salmoniformes; Salmonidae
Product: protein arginine N-methyltransferase 9
Biological process (GO): peptidyl-arginine methylation
Molecular function (GO): protein binding; protein-arginine omega-N monomethyltransferase activity
Source: RefSeq, a predicted model, not a curated record